This is a messenger RNA of Ricinus communis (castor bean), 641 nucleotides long. RefSeq names its product 18.1 kDa class I heat shock protein. The record is from RefSeq and is a predicted model, not a curated record. Lineage: Eukaryota; Viridiplantae; Streptophyta; Magnoliopsida; Malpighiales; Euphorbiaceae. Gene Ontology annotation, biological process: protein folding; response to salt stress; response to heat. The transcript has a single exon. Bases 1 to 471 code for a protein of 156 amino acids.
AUGUCUCUAAUUCCUAGCAUCUUUGGCAGCCGCAGAACAAAUGUGGUCGAUCCAUUCUCUCUUGAUCGUUGGGAUCCCUUUGACAGCCUCUUCAACUCCGCAAAUUUACCUGCAUCAGCCCGAGAAACUUCAGCUCUAGCUAAUGCAAGAAUUGACUGGAAAGAAACACCAGAAGCUCACAUUUUCAAAGCCGAUGUGCCUGGACUCAAGAAAGAGGAAGUGAAAGUUGAGAUUGAAGAAGGCAGAAUUCUUCAGAUAAGUGGAGAAAGAAGCAAAGAGCAGGAAGAGAAGAACGACAGAUGGCACCGUGUUGAGAGGAGCAGCGGCAAGUUUUUGAGAAGGUUUAGGUUGCCUGAGAAUGCUAAGAUGGAAGAGGUUAAAGCUAGCAUGGAGAAUGGUGUUCUUACUGUCACUGUUCCUAAGGAAAAGGAGAAGAAGCCUGAAGUCAAGUCUGUUCAAAUUUCCGGCUAAGAACAUAAUGGGUUUUGGUUUCUUUUAUCAAUCUAUGAGUUUGAAAAGAAUUGAAGAUGUUUGUGUUUCGUUAGGGUAUGUUGUGUGUAUUAAGUGCUUAAAAGCAUAAACUAUACGUAUAAAGUCUAAUGACUACAUUGAAAUAAUUAAUAAAGGUUUUUCUUCUUCUA